AUGGUUCCACCUACUCUUAAUGUUAAAAAGAUUGAUAAGAAUUCAAAGAAAAGACAAGCAUUACAACAAAGACAAAGAGUAAACAAUAAUAACAAUAAUAACAAUAGUAAUAACAACAAUAAUAAUAACAAUAAUAAUAAUAGUAGUAGUUUAAAGAAUGAAACGGAUUUAAAAAAACAACAAAAACAAAAUGAAAUUAAACAACAAAAAGUAAAUUUACCUGUAUUCUCUGCAAGAGAUGCAUUAUUAGAGAAUAUUAGAAAACAUCCAACUGUUGUAAUCAUUUCAGAGACUGGUACCGGUAAAACAACACAGAUUCCACAAUUCUUGAGAGAAGAUGGUUGGACAAAGAAUGGUGUGAUUGCUAUUACACAACCGAGAAGAGUUGCUGCUAUAUCGAUUGCAAAGAGAGUGGCAGAGGAGAUUGACGUUGAGUUGGGCAAGGAAGUAGGUUAUUGUGUGCGUUUCGACGACAAGACAUCGGAGCAAACCAAGCUGAAAUACAUGACCGACGGUAUGUUGGUGCGUGAAGCGAUGAUCGAUCCAAUGUUGAAGCGAUACUCUGUUAUAAUACUCGACGAAGCACACGAAAGAACACUGAAUACCGAUGUGCUUUUUGCUCUGAUCAAGGGCAUCCAAGCGAAACGACCUUCUCUCCAUAUUGUUAUUAUGUCUGCGACGUUGGAUGCCGAGAUGUUCUCGCGCUACUUUAACGCGGCACCCAUACUCUACAUCGAAGGAAGACAGUUUCCCGUGCGUAUCUACUACUGCGAGGAGUCACAGAAAGAUUAUUUGGACGCUGCUUUGGUAACGGUGCUACAGAUACAUCUCGAUGUCAACAACGGCAACGAGAGCAACAGCAAUGAAGACGAUGGCAAUGGCGGCGACAUCCUGGUGUUUCUCACCGGUAGAGAAGAGAUUGACACUCUUGAGAAGCUGCUCAACGAGAGAAUACCGAGGUUGCCGUCGACCGCCAAGCAACUGCUGGUCUGUCCGAUCUACUCUGCCAUGCCACAGGAGCAGCAGAUGAAAGUGUUUGAACGCGCACCCAAAGGCACGAGAAAGGUGAUCAUCGCCACCAACAUUGCAGAGACAUCGCUGACAAUCAACGGUAUCCGAUACGUCGUCGAUACCGGUGUCGUUAAAUCGCGACUCUACAACGCCAAGAUCGGAAUCGAUACACUCACGGUCAUACCAAUCUCAAAGGCGUCGGCACAACAACGUACGGGUAGAGCGGGUCGUGAGUUUCCGGGACAAUGCUACCGUUUGUACACAGAGGAUACCUUUGCAAAGUUGGAUCAUUCGUCGAUACCAGAGAUCAAACGAUCAAACAUUGCCAACGUCAUACUACAACUGAAAACCAUUGGAAUCGACGAUGUUCUCUCGUUUGACUUUCUCGAGAGACCGCCACUACCCACCGUUCAAAAGUCACUCGAACAACUCUACUGUCUCGAUGCACUCGACAAACAAGGCAAACUAACGGAUCUCGGUAAGAGAAUGUCACAAUUCCCAUUGGAACCAAUGUAUAGUAAAACUUUAAUACAAUCUCAAGAAUUUGGAUGUGUUGAAGAGGUAAUCAUUAUUAUAAGUAUGCUUUCAGUUGAAUCUAUAUUCUAUGCACCAAAAGACAAGCUAGCAGAGGUUGAAGCAAUCAAAAAGAUAUUCUUUUCACCUGAAGGUGACCAUCUAACUUUACUGAAUGUAUUUAGAGAGUAUCAAAAAGUCAAUGGUAAUUUACAGUGGUGUUACGAUCAUUUUAUAAAUACAAAAUCAAUGGUUAAAGUUGUUAAUGUUUUUGAACAACUAGUUGAAUAUUGUACAAAUUCAAAGAUAAAAUUAACAUCUUGUCAGAGUGAAACAGAACAAGUUAGACGAUGUUUUAUUACAGGAUUCUUUUUGAAUGUUGCAGUGUUGCAACCCGAUAAGAAAUACAAGACGAUGGCAGACAAUAGAGAGAUUCACAUUCACCCAACAUCAUUCCUCUUUGAUGUAAAACCACAAUAUAUAUUAUACAACGAACUCACCAUCACCAGUAAACCAUUUGCAAGAAAUGUAAUACCAAUAGAACCUACCUGGUUACCUGAACUAUGUCCGAAAUACUAUGGUUCAAAGCCAGUUGCAACUGCUGCUGCCGCCGAACCUCAAAAAUAA
Messenger RNA from Heterostelium album PN500, 2151 nucleotides. RefSeq names its product DEAD/DEAH box helicase (gene dhx33). NCBI's taxonomy places the organism in Eukaryota, Evosea, Eumycetozoa, Acytosteliales, Acytosteliaceae. Gene Ontology annotation, biological process: positive regulation of transcription by RNA polymerase I. The transcript has 5 exons. The record is from RefSeq and is a predicted model, not a curated record. Bases 1 to 2151 code for a protein of 716 amino acids. Gene Ontology annotation, molecular function: ATP binding; RNA binding. Gene Ontology annotation, cellular component: intracellular anatomical structure; nucleolus.